CGUGGUUCCUGACCCGGGGAGGCCGGCAGCUUCCUCCUGGUUGCCAUGGCCACGGCCGCGGCCCGCGGCCCUGUGCGAGCCGGGACGCCGGGCCAAGCGCGCGAGCGCAUUCCGUCCAGCCCCGCCGAUCAAAGCAGCUGUCAAGGGCGGAGGGAAGGCUGCGCGCCGCGGCCGGCCUUGGAGGGGCCCCCGCCGGCCUCGCCCCGGGACUCGCCCCGCGAUGUGUGUGCUCGGGACGUGGCGCCCCCGCCCGCGGAGGAUGGCGCCCCCUGCCGGCCGCAGCCUGCUGCUGCUGGGCGCGCUGGGCGCCCUGGCGCUGCCCGCGGGGGCGCAGGCCAACAGCACCCUCAUCCUCAGCCGGGAGGACUCGCUCCGCAACUGCAGCUGCCCGGCCGACGUGCGGGACUGCGACUACAGCCUGGCCAACUUGCUGUGCAGCUGCCACAGCGCGCGGCCGCUGGCGGCCGAGCGCGGCAGCUACUCGGGCCGCCUGACCAUCUGGUUCACGGACGCGACGGCGCUGGGCGCGCUGCUCAACUUCACGCGCGUCGGGGACCUGAAGCUGGCGCUGUGCGGCCCGCGCGGGCUCCCCACGCGCUACCUGGCCGUGUGCGGCCUGCGGCGCCUGCGCGUCGGCGCCCCCCGGCCCUCCCCCGAGCAGAGCCUGCUGCUGGCGCACGCCGCCCCCGGGGCCCGGCCGGCCGCCUGCCUGUCCGUCUCCUUCCUGGACACGGCCCUGUUCAACCGGGACUCGGCCCUCAAGUCCUACAGCGUGGAGAGCGUGGCCGGCCCCGCCGACGGCUUUCCGCGCCUCUCCCUCCUGAACGCGCUCCCCGCGCCCGGCAACCAAAGCUACGUGAUCACCUUCAUCUACUGACCGGCCACCCCGAGGCCCAAUUGAGGAGGGGCUUCAGGUCGUUGUUUUGGCUUGAGGGUCUCACCCAGCGGUGUUCAUCCUGGCAGGAUGCUGGUGAUGGAACCCUGGUCGGCUGUGUGCAAGGCAAGCACCCUAACCAUUGCACUGUCACUCUGGCCCUCCUGGCUCCAACUUGGGCCAAACUAUGCACCAUCUCCACGAAGAAGAAGCGGAGGAAGUGAGCCUGGGGAUCCCCUCUGGCCACCUGCCCUUGCCUGGACCCCAAGCCCCCAAGCCCCACCUAGGAACAACCACCUGCCACUUGCUUCUCGUCCAGGCUUGGAGGCUAUUUGGAAAAAAAAGCAAAUGAAGAACCUUAGUACUAUGGGGAGGGCGUUCGCCUUGCACGCGGCCAUGUGGUCCCCCCAGCAGCGCCAGGAGUAAUUCCGGAGUGCAGAGCCAGUAACCCCUGAGCAUCGCUGGGCGUGACCCAAAAAGCUAAAUAAAUAAAUAGAAAAAAGAAAAGAGAAAGAAGAAACCAGGGCCAGAGAGAUAGUACAGUGGAGGUGUUUACCGUGCAUCUGGCCAAGCCUGGCUUAUCCCCAGCAUCACACAGGGUCCCCCUGAGCAGAAGUGACCCCUGAGCACAGAGCCCCUGAUCACUGCUGGGAGUGCCCCACAAGCAAAGAAACCGGAGAAGAAACCAUCAGAUACACCAAGUGGGUUCCAGCCAGAAACGUGUCUUCCCAGCCCAUCAGAGGCACAUCUUGGCUAUGGGUAAUUGGGGAGGGGGGGGGUAGGUUUGCCACGGGGAAAGGAGGGGAGAGGAGGGUAGAAGGAAUAGCAGAGGGAAUAAAGCACUUCUCUUGCAUGGGCCGAGCCCACUCUGAUCCCCAGUACCACAUAAGGUCUCCCCGAGCACCCCAGAGGGAGAAGUUCUGAGCACUGCCAGGUCUUACCCCCAAACCGAAACAAAGACAGAAAGAAACAGAGCAGAGGCUGGGGGCAGCUAAGCGGCCUGAUGAAGAAGCAUCCUCCCUCCCGAAUGCAUCUGCUGUUACAGCAGGGAGGGCGCUUGCCUUGCACACAGUUGACCCAGGAUCAAUCCCCGGCACCCGAUAUGGUCCCCCGAGGCUGCCAGGAGAGACCCCUGAGUGCAGAGCCAGGAGCAAGCCCUGAGCACCACCAGGUGUGGGCAGGCAUCUGCUCUUAAGAGCCCGCCUUAACCGGCUUUUUCUGCUUUGUUCUGCUUCUUUUUGUUCCCCGACUGUCUGCCCCCCCACCCCCCUGGCAAGGGAACAAUCCAUUUCAGUGCCCCGGAAUGCCCAGGCAUUUCUCGAAUCUCUGGCUCAGACGAGGCCUGGAGUAAAGGGAGCUCAGAGACUGUUGGUUAGGAGGGGAGGAUGGAAGCCUGGAGGCCGAAGGGCUGGGGGAUGCGGUGCAAGUGAGGGCACCAGAGUUCCCAGGAGGGCGGAGGGAACAAUCAGGGCCGUGGGUGGAGUGCUUGCUUGCCUUGCAGGCAAAAGCCCUGGCUUCCAGCCCGGCACAAGCACCACCACCACCAACACACACACACACACACACACAAAAAAAAAAAAAAAGCAUAAAAAUUAUUUUUAAAGAAGUCAUCAUUUUUGUUACUUUGGUGUUUGUGCCAUACUCAGUGAUGCUAGGACUUACUCCUGCAUCUGCGCUCAGGGAUCACUCAUGGCAGUGCUCAGGGGACCAUAUGGGAUGCCAGAAUCGAACGUAGGUCCGCUGUGUGCAAGGCAAAUGUCCUACCCACCAGACUAUUGCUCUCAUCCCCCAAAUAAUUUUUGUAAUAACACACUUGCUUCCUACUCCUCCCUCUUCCCAGCACCUGAUACAAAAAGAAAACAACAAGAACAAUAACCCCUCCCAAUUUGCACAUUUCAGGAGCUGCAGAAACAAUAGAGGGGUUAAGGCAUUUGGCUUGCAUGCAGCUUUCCUGGUUUGAAUUCCCAGCAACACCAGCCGCUGCUCCUGAGCACAGAGCCAUGAGUAGCCCUGUGCAUGCGGUCUGCUGGGUGUGGCCCAAUCCCAGUUAUGUGUCUAUCUGUACCUCAAAGUUUGGUUUGAGCAAGGCCUCAACAGGGGGGCGGGGGGGGGGGGCUUGUCCUCUUCCGGCUCUCCUCCAUUUCCGUCUCUUUUAUUUAUGUAUUUAUUUAUUUAGCUACCUUCUCUCUUGGUCCUUUGCGCCACUUCCCCUACAUCCCCUCUUAUCGUCUCAUCCGCUCCUCUGCCUCCAGCGUCAGAAAUUAGAACCGAGAUCAGCCACAUCAGAACCUCAGGCCGGGAGGUAGUAGAGGAAGGAAGGCACUUGCCUCGCAUGCGGCCACUUCGAAUUCCCCGCACUUAUGGUCGCCUGAGCACCACCAGGGGUCACUCUUGAGUAUGGAGCCAGGACUAGGCCCUGAGCCCUGGUAGUGUGACCCAACCUCCCUCUGCACUCCAACACACUCUGCACCCCAACACCCUCUCACCCCAAUACUACCACAACCAAUAAUUGCCUGGCCAAUUACAAAUCACCUCAACACUGUGCCAGUGGCUAAUGAGGAGCCACCAUUGCUAGGAGACAAAAGAACUUUAGAUUCACAAAAGAACUUUAGAGUUCAGUCUGUUAAGCCUGCAGAGUUCAGGGGACUGGAGCCACAGGACAGUGGGUAGGAUGUUUGCCUUGCAUGCAGCCAACCCUUAGGGCUCACCCAGGAGUGACCCCUGAGCACAGAGCACAGUGACCCCUGAGCACCAUCAUUGUGGUCCCUAAAUUAGGAGGGUGGGAAAUCCUGCAAAGUUCAAGACACACCACAUCACAUGCUUCCUGUGUGGAACUGAGGUAAGAGACUUGGUAAAAUUUGGUCCAAGUUACACUGACUUGUCUUUGGACAAAGUCCCUAGACACCCAACAGAUCCUUAAAGUGGAGACCAAGGAAUCCCUGGAGACAGUACGAACUGUUGACACUCAGCUUGUACGAAGUUGGGACCACGAUCACACUCAUAAUACAAUAAUGACACGAAAUCAUUUUAUCACAAAAUAGCAUCAUAUCCUGGGGCAGGUGAUUUUUAGAUCAUGCUUGCCCGCCUCCCCCUCUCCACUCCCCCCCUCCACACUCACUCACACACACCCCUUUUUUUCUCUCCUAACAUUAACACCAGAUAACUGGAAGAACUUGCAAUGUGUACAUUUGCUUAAUUGGAGGGGGAUUUUGGAGGUUCAGGCUAAUUAGCAUGAAUUCACAAUGGCAGUUUUUAAAUUAGGCCAGAAUUUAGCCCAAAGUAUGGAUUUUAAUAGAACCAAAAGUACAGAAUGACCUCAUUGCUGUCAAUGGCACUUGAGAGAAAUGAUGAAAAUGUUAAAAAGAAAAAGAGAGACAGAGACAGAAAGAGAAGGGCAAAAAAUUUGGUGAUCAUUUGGGGGCUGGAGUGAUAGCACAGCGGGUAGGGCGUUUUCCUUGCACGUGGCCGACUUGGGUUCGAAUCCCAGCAUCCCAUAUGGUCCCCUGAGCACCGCCAGGAGUAAUUCCUGAGUGCAGAGCCAGGAGUAACCCCUGUGCAUCACCGGGUGUGACCCAAAAAGAAAAAAAUUUUGGUGAUCAGGCAGGCCAGAGGGCUUGGAGGGAAAAGAAUAACAUUUAUUGCCAUCCAUGACCAAAAUCUAAUCCAAUUGCAUUGUAAUAAAUUUUUAUUAGUAGAGUAAAAACAAAUCAAAUGAUUCCAGAAAUAAGGUACCUUGAGAUGGAUCUCUGGAGAGUUUCAGAGUUCUUUAACAGAUUUUAUUUAUUUUGGAGGGGCCACACCCAGCAGAGCUCUUGGGGGCUACACCCGGCUCUUCACCAGAAAUUGCUUCCAGUGGUGCUUUGUGGGUCAGUAUGAUAACAGGGAUCAAAUCCAGGCCUCCUGUGUGCAGUGCGCAUUCAAUCCGUUGUACUCCCUCUCUCUGGCCCUGUCCUCUGACCUUUAACAUGUCAAUGAUUCAUACAGGAAACCAUUGUGUGGGUCGUGGACUUAACAGAAGAGGAAAGUGAAGUCAGAUGCAAAUCAAGCCUAAGGAUAUCAGAUUCCUGUGCUUGAAAAGAGGAAGGAGUAGAGAAAAGUCACAGCAUAUCUGGGUGGGGUCAGAGGAGGACAUGGCAUCAGGAGCUCAGCUGCAGGGUUGGGGACGAUGGGGAGAGGGGUGAGAAACUGAGGAAAUGUAGAGGGUGACAGUAGGCCAGCACUUUGCACUGGGUGUUACCAUGGCAGAGGACAAUGGGGUCAAGUGAUUCACGGAGAGGCUCAGGAGCCGCAGGGUGUGAAGGGAACGCUCCCCACCUGUCCACAUGGGCCGAAUUGUCAAUGCUUGUUGUUCGCUGCUUUAAAUAACCUGUGUGGGUCUGACCAUUGUGAGCACACCCCCACCUAGCCUGGGAAAAGUCAUCUGUCACCUCUGAAUGGAACAAAGUUGAACUUCUAGCAUUAAACAACAAAAUCUUUUUUUUUCCCCAAAAAGGAUAUUAUCAGGGCUGGAAAGAGAGACAGAGACAGAGAGACAGAGAGACUGAGAGAGACAGAGACAGAGAGACGGAGACAGAGAGACAGAGAGACAGAGACAGAGAGACAGAGACAGAGACAGAGACUACAGGGAUUAAAACACUUGCCUUGCAUGAAGCUGAUCCCAGUUCAGCUCCCAGCACUGUAUAGAAUCCCCUGUUCAUAGUCGCCAGGAGUGAUCCUGAGCCCAGAGCCCAGAGUAAGCCCUAAUUACUGCCAGGCAUGGCCCCCAAACAAAAAGUACAUCCAUAUUUAAACCAUAAACAUGAAACAAAAUGUAAUUCUAUUAUCUGAAUAUUUACUAUUUACUAAUUAUUUACUAAUAAUAUGUAUUAUUAAUAAAUAAUACAUAUGUGUACACACAUGUAACAUGUCUGAGAUAGGUGCUUAUAUUGGUUGUAAAUGUUACUGAUAUAAAGUUGUAUAGCAAACUAACAAUGAUAAUAAAAUAUGUAGCACAUGUUAUUACCAACUCUAUGAGCCCGAUUAUUUCCCCGAGACUGCUUUAUUUACUUCUUGCCAAACUCUUUGAAAUCCAAAGCUGGCCUGGUGUUGUAACUGAUGAAAAAACAUUGUCCUGGCAUUAUUAUUGGCUGAUUAUUGCCCCCAGUGUCAGGAGUGAGACGAGAGUGCCACAGGAGAAAUCUAUGUGGGAGCGUCACUUGUCAGCCCAAGAGGUAAGUAACUCCUCUGCAGAAUCCAAUGACCGUUUUCAAGUGCAGGAGGGACUGUUCGUUCGGCUUGUGGGAAAGACUCAAACACUGAGGACCAGAGGAAGGGUUUCAUUUGAAUGGUCAGUGUUCUCUUUCUCACACUUAAUGAAGCAGAGAGUGUUUUCCCACUUCAGUGUUUCAAAUACUACCAUUUUUACUGCUGUCAAGUUAGCUGCCACAAGCAGAGAGCUGAAAAAGGGUGCCCACUGACAGAUUAGAUAGAAAGAUAGACAGAGAGAUAGAAUAUUUGUCCUAGAAUGCAACUACCACAAAGAACAUCAGCAUAAGCGAGAGUAAAUUGUAGCAAAAUGAUUAAAGAGUUUUGAGGAUUAAUUAUGUGGGGGUUGGAUGCAAUUUAUUUAAGCAGAUAGAACGCAAUUUCUCCAGAUUGGCUGUGUCUAGCAAGGAGCUUGCAGUAAUAGUCCACUCUCAUGAGCCACACAAGGUUGGCCCAGCAGCCAUUCUGCUGAGCCCCAGGUAGAAAGAAAUGUCGAAGGAAGGAAGAGGUCACUUGUUCUAUUUCAACGUAAUAAACAGUGUUGAAAACCACAUUAAAGAUUGGAAGGAUUCACACCAAAAUAUUAAGCAUUGAACCUGGCUGACAGUGAUUAUCUUUUUCUCUGUCUUCACUUUCUACAAACUUUUUUACUAAACAUA
Messenger RNA from Sorex araneus (European shrew), 6777 nucleotides. It is a transcript of the gene EPCIP, whose product is annotated as chromosome 2 C21orf62 homolog. The record is from RefSeq and is a predicted model, not a curated record. The transcript is spliced from 2 exons. NCBI's taxonomy places the organism in Eukaryota, Metazoa, Chordata, Mammalia, Eulipotyphla, Soricidae. The coding region runs from base 221 to 877 and encodes 218 amino acids.